Molecule: messenger RNA, 528 nt
Organism: Diaporthe citri
Lineage: Eukaryota; Fungi; Ascomycota; Sordariomycetes; Diaporthales; Diaporthaceae
Exons: 2
Coding region: 1-528 (175 amino acids)
Molecular function (GO): acyltransferase activity, transferring groups other than amino-acyl groups
Source: RefSeq, a predicted model, not a curated record
AUGUUGUACCACUUUGGCUUCUGCGGGUGGGAGGUCAUCGACCGGGAGCGCAGUCACGCGGCGCAAACAACAGACAAGAAAGCAGAGGACUCGUCUCAGCCAGACAAUCAGCAGCAGCAACAACAACAGGAGGAGCAGCAAGUGGAGAUCGAGGGGAAAUCUCCCAACGCCAACGCCACGACCAAGAAGUCACGAGGAAACCAACUGCCAGAGACAUUCGACGUCGACGCCUGGCUCGCCCUCUCUAGCAAGCUUAGGACAGAGCGCAUGCGGAUACUCAAGGGACGCGACAACAUAUGUCGCCUGACAUUUAUGGCCGUGCAUCCGGACUUCCAGAGGCGUGGCAUCGCGUCGAUGAUGCUACAGAGCGUCUGUGAGGAGACAGAUCAAGUUCCGGGGCGCUGUGCAUAUGUCCUUGCUGCACCAGAGGGCGUGCGGCUGUACUCCAACUUUGGGUUUGAGGUGGUGGGGGAGGUUGAGACGCCCAGUGGCAACAUCACGAGCAAGUUGCGGCCGGAUCCCCAGUGA